AAUGCGUUAUUUCAGUUUACAUACAUAUGAAUGUAUGCAUGUAUAUAUAUAUAUGUGUACAUAUGUUUAUGUGCUUAUAUAGAAAUGAAUAUACUCUCGUGUAAAUAAAACGAAUUUUAUCAAUCUGUAAGGUUAUCACUGCAAUUGAGUCAUUACAGAGCGUGAGCGAAAAUACAUUCGAAACAGUGGAGAAUAGACUUCGGAGUGCAUGGACCGUUUAAAGUGUGAAAUGUUUUCGUUUAAAUUGAAAUAAAGAAAAUUACGCAUCCAAAAGGGGAGACGAAUCUCAAUAUAAAUUCUCUUAUCAGUCUUUAACCUAUCCAAAAAUACAUAAGUGUUACAAAUUGUGAAAAAAAAGAAAGCAUUCACUUCCACAACACAUCUGGCGUUUCUCUUCGCAUCAUUAAUGUUGCCUUCGUCGUCCAAUGCACGUUGCAGUUCUGAGGAAUCACUCAUUAAUUGGUCAAAUCAAAAUGCUGUGGCCCAUCGUAGUAAAAGUGUACCACGAAUGUAUGGUUGUGUGGAUACCUUAGCGACUGCAUCAUCACUUCCAAAUAAUCCAAACAGUACGAGGAACUUUAGUGCAAACCAAAAUAGUCCACCGAGUAUUGAAUGUAAUGUUGCGGUGACGAGAACGGGUGGUAGAGGAAGCGACGUCUACACAGCGCCGAAUUUACGUCAACAUUUAAGACAAAAUAGUGUCUACGAUACUGGUAAUAAUCAUAAUAAGAAUAACGGCAGCAGCAGCAACAACAACAACAACAAUUGCCAUCAUCAGCAACAUCGUCAUCAUUUUAAACAGCAUCACGGCUGUACAACGAACCGUUAUAGUUCUACUGGUGGUGGUGGUGGUGUUGGUGUUGGUGGUGGUGGGAGUAGCUCUGCAGCCCUUCUUCACUUAUCAACAACGCGUCUCGAUCCCUUCUCACCACCAACAACAACAGUAGGCUCAUCGCUGUUCGGUGAUAGCAUGACGGAGAUUGCUAGAUUUUGUGUGAAAUGGAAAUUUAAUAACUGAUAAUAACUGAUUCUGUGUCGGUGGCUCCAAAACUGUGUUAUACUAAAAUGCAUACGUACAGUGACUCACAGU
Rhagoletis pomonella (apple maggot) is the source of this 1090-nucleotide messenger RNA. Its product is annotated as probable serine/threonine-protein kinase DDB_G0276461. NCBI's taxonomy places the organism in Eukaryota, Metazoa, Arthropoda, Insecta, Diptera, Tephritidae. The transcript has 2 exons. The record is from RefSeq and is a predicted model, not a curated record. The coding region runs from base 407 to 1018 and encodes 203 amino acids.